Lactuca virosa is the source of this 1889-nucleotide messenger RNA. Lineage: Eukaryota; Viridiplantae; Streptophyta; Magnoliopsida; Asterales; Asteraceae. The record is from the annotation of a GenBank genome assembly.
GUGUUUGAGAUGCAGAGGCUCUUUUUCCUAUACUUCCUAAACCUUUGGGAUCUAGUAAAAAUUUUCUAAAACAUAAAACCAGAAUACAAUUUUAUCUUGUUUAUCAAGUAAUUUUGCAGUUCUGAUCAUACCUAAAAUUGAACCAUUGAGUUCGUCAUACUUUAGGUAUAGGAUUCUUCUUACAAGUUAGGGUUUCAAUUGGAUGCAUAAUCAUGACCUCAAUUAAGUCCUUGAUCCCGAAAUCUUCUCAUCGGGUGUAUGCAAGGAACAGAUUUUUGAAUCAAGCUCAAGUAACUGCAAGACCGUGUUUCACUUGCAUAGGCCGAGACUACUCAACAACCCGAAGAACCACAAGCAACAAUGUCGACAUAAUCUCACCCAAAUCAUCAAACCUGCACCUUUGGAGCACUUCUCCUCUUCUAGUAACUACACAUCUGUUGAAUCAUCGUCUAUACUCAUCAUCCACCAGUAAAGAUGUAUCUGCUUCAAGUUCUACUGGAUCAGAAAUCAAUGAUACCAGUGGAUUCGAUGGAAAUGAUUUGCUUCAUAAAGCGAAGGAGGCUUGGGCCUCAAGUGUAAAUGUCGCAUCCCAAACUGGUGAAAAGGCAAAAGAAGCUUUAGAUGGAGUGACUCCCCAUGUAGAACAAUUACUCAAUACCUAUCCAUAUCUUCGUGAUGUUGUUGUUCCUGUUAGUGGUACCAUAAUGGGAACCAUUUUAGCAUGGGCAGUCUUGCCAAGGAUAUUUAGAAGGUUCCAUAAGUACUCAACAGAAGGUUCAAGUACAAUCUUACCAGUAGGAUCACUGUGGGGUGCAGUACCUUACGAGAAAAGUUUUUGGGGUGCAUUAGAGGCUCCAGUCAAAUCUCUCAUAACCUUCAUGGCAUUUUCUCAAAUAGGCGUAAUGGUGGCACCAACAACAAUUGCAUCACAGUAUAUUGCACCUGUUUGGAGGGGUGCUGUUAUCAUUUGUUUGGUGUGGUUUUUGCAUAGAUGGAAAACAAAUGUGAUAACACGUGCUUUGGUUAUGAAGACUGUUGUGGGUGUUGACCGAGAUAAGCUGUUGACUUUGGACAAAAUCUCUUCUGUUGGGUUGUUUGUCCUUGGUGGUAUGGCUUUAGCUGAAGCCUGUGGGGUGGCUGUGCAAUCUAUUUUAACAGUUGGAGGAAUUGGAGGGGUUGCAACUGCUUUUGCAGCUAAGGACAUUCUUGGGAAUGUCCUAAGUGGGUUGUCAGUACAACUUUCACAACCCUUUUCAAUUGGAGACACGAUAAAAGCUGGAUCUGUGGAAGGUCAAGUUAUGGAGAUGGGACUCACAACCACCUCAUUGCUUAGUGCAGAAAAGUUUCCUAUAGUAGUUCCAAAUUCUUUGUUUUCAAGUCAGGCAAUUGUGAACAAAUCACGGGCUGGAUGGCGUGUAAUGGUGUCCAAGAUUCCUGUUCAAAUUGAUGAGUAUGAAAAGAUCCCUGCCAUAUCAGAGGAAAUAAAGAACAUGAUGAAAUUAAAUUCCAAUGUUUUCUUGGAAAAAGAGCAGCCGUAUUGUUAUUUGUCUCGAGUGGAAAGAUCUUUUGUGGAGCUUACUCUUGGAUGCAAUCUAAAACAGAUGAGUAAAGACAAGUUAUUUUCAACAGAGCAGGAUCUUCUUCUGCAGUCAAUUCAGAUAAUCAAAAAGCAUGGUGCCACAUUGGCUAACACAUAGAGAUUCUCUGAAUCUACAAACGAAUACUUUAAUUUAAGAGUUUGUUUCUUUUUCCUCUUUGGAGUAACCCAAAUACUAAAGAGAUUCGUUCCAUGUACAUCCCUUUUGGUGUGAUAACAUUCCUUUUUGCUUAUAUUUUUAUGUAUAGGGUUGACGUUUUGAUGACAAAAAAAUACUAUACUUUUGUUUUGU